AUGUGCAGGCUCUGAGCUUCAGAAAUUUGACCUCACGAAAAUGAUCAGGACAAUUGUGUUUUUUGGUACUGGUGGACUCUUCACUGCUUGUUAUAGCAAUGUCGUUAGACGUUUGCCUUUGUGGAGAACUCCAAGUCUGCACAUUAUUUGCACUGGAGUAGGGUUAUAUUUAGGAUAUUUGGGGCAUCGAUUUGAAGAAACAUCUGAAGAUAGAUAUAAAGAAAUGAUAAAGAAACAUAAAAAUGCACCAUGGUAUCCCAAAGGUCAAUUAUUGGCAGARCGAUAUGCAAGAGAGAAGCAGCUCAUACCUGAUGAAGAAGAAGUAGCUGUUCAAUGAAUUGCCACAGUAGCAUCAACUUCCCUGAUUUGAUUUGGGUCUAAACAGUUGUGUAUAUUGUUUAGCCCUUUUUCUACUUUUGUAAAUAUAUACUUGUGGUUGCAGAAUAAAUAGUCAUUAAAGCUGUG
Messenger RNA from Exaiptasia diaphana, 465 nucleotides. RefSeq lists its product as uncharacterized. The transcript is spliced from 3 exons. The coding region runs from base 41 to 337 and encodes 98 amino acids. The record is from RefSeq and is a predicted model, not a curated record. Lineage: Eukaryota; Metazoa; Cnidaria; Anthozoa; Actiniaria; Aiptasiidae.